GUCAAACUGGAUCGGGCACCUUUUAAGGAAAUGAAUCUUCCAGCGCAAAGGUGUGUUCUCACUUUUUUCAGCAGGAGCUUCAGUGGAUAAGCUACACCAUUAGGGCAUUUGAUUUACACAUUUAGGUCAGGAAGUGCAGAAGAAUGUGUGUUCAGUCUGUCCGUGAGUCAGUGGAAAAUCUAAAACAUUAAGGAGAAUCCAGAGCGAGAUCAAGACCGCAGCUCAUGAACUGAUAAGGUUCUGACUUCAAGUUCCGGCUAACUCGGGUAAAAGAUGGAAACUAAACUUUCAUCAGGACGUUCUCAGCAUCUCCUGCUGAUUCUCUUUCUGCUUUUUUGUUUCGGAGGAGUAUUCUAUACCUACUACAAGCCAAUGAAAAACUUGCUCUCCUGCCCUAAUGUUCCAGCCUCCAAACAUGAAGUCUGCACAGAUCAAUGCCUCAUUGCAUUUAUAGAAAACUUUACCCAGAGUACAAACACCACCGGCAAUCUUAACUACACUUUGCUAAAGCAAAAUCAAGCUCUCCUGGAAAACAAUGAAGAAAAUCAGAACCUUGACACCAUCAUGUUAAUCUGGUCAUGGCCUUUUGGUUUUAAAUUUGAUGUAAAAGGCUGUAGUCCACAGUUUGGUAUUAAAGGUUGUCAAAUUACUGAUGACAGAAGCCAAUAUCACAAAGCCCAUGGUGUUAUGUUUCAUCACAGAGAUAUUGGUGGUGAUUUACCAAACCUGCAGAAAAAGCCACGACCUCCACACCAGAAGUGGGUGUGGAUGAACUGGGAGUCUCCUGAUAAUUCAGCUAGACGUAAUGAGGCAGAUCAUUUAUUUAAUCUUACAGCAAAUUAUCGGAAAGAUUCAGACGUCUGGGUGCCUUAUGGGAGAAUUUUAGAAGCAUCUGAGCAGGACAAACCCUUUGAAAUACCACCAAAGGAUAAACUUGUCUGCUGGAUUGUCAGUAACUGGAACCCCAACUUAAAGAGAGUUAAAUAUUUUAAUGAACUGAGCAAACACAUCAAAGUAGAAGCUUACGGUAGACACUUCAACAGGUAUGUUAAUAAUGAAGAUUAUAAUAAGAUUUUAUCAAGCUGUAAAUUCUACUUAUCAUUCGAGAACUCCAUCCACAAAGACUACAUCACCGAAAAACUGUUUAAUCCUCUGAAAUUCGGCACGGUUCCUGUGGUUCUCGGUCCACCCAGGGAGAACUAUGAGGAAUUCAUUCCAGCAGAGUCAUUCAUUCACGUGGACGAUUUCAAAUCCCCUCAAGAACUGACAGAACAUCUCACACUUCUGGACAAAGACCAGAAGAUGUAUGAACGGUACUUCACCUGGAGACAAUAUUUUACUGCUGUAGGUGGAGUUUUUGGUCUAGAACACGCUUGCCGAAGUUGUGAUUAUAUAAGAAACUAUAAGGGCUACAGAGUAUUUAAAAAUCUCAAUAAAUGGUAUUGGGGUUAGCUAGCAUGACACCAGAUUGAACUUUUGAUUGGGGACCCUGUAAAUCCCACCAUUCUUCCAAAUAUUUGAGUUUUUCCAGAUCAAGACACUUGAUCUAAUUUUCUCUGCAGUCACUGUAGCAUAAAUUACUUUCAUUAAGAUUUUCAUCUAUUCUUUUAAUGGUACAUAAUAUUGAUCCUGCAAUUUUAUGCCCAGGACAGCAUCACUGAUGAUAAUGAAUGUUAACCAAUAGCGAAGCAUUCACAUUCUAUACACUUCUAUUCUAUUUUCCCCCUGUGCUUUAAUGUUGCUUUAUUUCUAUUUUGAUCUGCAAUACAACCUACAAAACAACUAACUGAACCAACACUAGUGAGACAGUUAAGAUAUAUAAUAAUAAUAAUAAUAAGUAGGUAAAUCAAUCAACAAAUCAUAGGCAGCCACCUUCCUUGUUAAGAAUGUUUAUGGGCACUGCCAUAAUGCACCGGUGAGAUGAUAAAAAUUUAUUUCUGUGUAAUCUGGUUCACAUUUACAUGGUACAUGUUGACAUUAUUCAAACUGUGUUUGGUGUUUUUCUAUCCCGAGCUCAGGUUUCUGUCUGUGUGGUAAUUCAUGUUUCCUCUCUUAUUUUAUUUCCGGAUUUGUGCCCAGUGACAAACUUUGUAUGCACUGCAAACAGGACAUUGUUUACUGAAGAUUAGUGAAUAAAUAAUAACUCUCAUUUCAUAGCGAAUCCAGACACCCUUAGAUUCAGUUGAGAGAGUUUACCCAUAAAGAUCUAAAGAUAAAGACAUUUUGUUAUUUAUUUAUUUAUUUAUUCAGUUCUUGCAUACAAUUUACGAUGUGUUCAUUAAAGUGAGCAGAGCCACUGUACAAGCCAUAAAACUGAA
Messenger RNA from Ictalurus punctatus (channel catfish), 2318 nucleotides. RefSeq names its product 4-galactosyl-N-acetylglucosaminide 3-alpha-L-fucosyltransferase 9. Lineage: Eukaryota; Metazoa; Chordata; Actinopteri; Siluriformes; Ictaluridae. The coding region runs from base 274 to 1452 and encodes 392 amino acids. Gene Ontology annotation, molecular function: alpha-(1->3)-fucosyltransferase activity. The record is from RefSeq and is a predicted model, not a curated record. Gene Ontology annotation, cellular component: membrane. The transcript has 4 exons.